AUGGCGCCGACUACUCAGAAGGCCCUCGUAGUGACCGAGGUCGGCCAGCCCCUCGUCCUCGUCACAGAACGCGCCGUCCCCCAGCCAGGCCCAAACCAGAUCCAGAUCAAGGUGACGGUCGCGGGGCUCAACCCGCACGACCAAAAGGCUCGCGACAUGGGCCUCUUCAUCACCGGCCACCUGCCCGCCGUCCUGACCAACGACGUCGUGGGCCGCGUGUCGCAGCUCGGCGACGGAGUGACGGGCGUCGCCAUCGGCGACAGAGUCGUCGCGCACGCGGCGAUCGACGCGCCCUGGCUGCAGACCGGUCUCCAGGAGUACACCCUGGCAUACGCGGGGUGCUGGGCCAAGCUCCCGGAUUCGGUGUCCGACGACGAGGCCGCGACGCUGCCGACGAACAUCAUCGCGCCGCUCGUGGCGCUCUUCCACUUGCUACGUCUGCGCGCGCCGUGGGACGCCGACGCCGCAUCCGCCAACGCAUCCGCCACGCUACUCGUCGUCGGCGGCGGCUCCAACUGCGGGCGCUUCGGCGUGCAGCUCGCGAAGCUGGCAGGCGUAGGCCGCAUCGUCGUCGUGGGCGGCGACGAAGCCGAGCUGCGGCGCCUCGGCGCAACGCACGUGCUAGACCGCCACGGCGGGUACGACGCCGUCCUGGCGCGCAUCCGCGCCGUCGUCGGCGACGAUCUCGUGUUCGCCUUCGACGCCGUCAACCCGAACGAGGGCCAGCUGCUCGCGCUGAACGCGCUGUCGAGCCACAAGAGGGGCGCGCUCGCGCGGCUGGUGCCGCUGGGCCCCGUCGACGAGACGCGGGUGCUCAACAAAACGGCCGGGUUCGAGGUGCGGAAUGUCCAUGGCAUGUCCCACGCUUUUCCGGACUUGGCGGCGCCGUUCUGGGAGCGCGUGCCUGGGUAUCUCGAGGCCGGGAAGAUCACGCCGCUGGGCUUUGUGGUGAAGGAGGGUUUGAUGCCGGAGAAUGUGAAUGUGGUCCUGGAUGCUUACCGGGAUGGCAAGAGGGUUACCAAGACGCAUGUUCAUCUGUGA
This is a messenger RNA of Anthostomella pinea, 1041 nucleotides long. Lineage: Eukaryota; Fungi; Ascomycota; Sordariomycetes; Xylariales; Xylariaceae. The record is from the annotation of a GenBank genome assembly.